AACCCCAGAGCUGGUCCCUGCUCCGUUGCAGGUCUGCCUGUCGGCAGUGGGGCUGGUGGGGGACCUGUGCCGGGCCCUGCAGUCCAACAUCCUCCCCUUCUGCGACGAGGUGAUGCAGCUGCUCCUGGAGAACCUGGGGAACGAGAACGUGCACAGGUCGGUGAAGCCGCAGAUCCUCUCGGUGUUCGGGGACAUCGCCCUGGCCAUCGGUGGCGAGUUCAAGAAGUACCUGGACGUGGUGCUCAACACCCUCCAGCAGGCGUCCCAGGCCCAGGUGGACAAGGUGAGCUGUGCCCAGGCCCAGGGGACACUCUGGGGUCUCACCUCGAUGCCCAAAGAGGCUGCACAGAGUUAAAGGAGUAAAGCAGGG
Molecule: messenger RNA, 370 nt
Organism: Zonotrichia albicollis (white-throated sparrow)
Lineage: Eukaryota; Metazoa; Chordata; Aves; Passeriformes; Passerellidae
Source: RefSeq, a predicted model, not a curated record